AUGGGAAUACGAAGAGGAAGUGACGAGAAUGAAGAUAAUGUUGAGCAACCUGAUUCUGCCAGACUUGGAGGAUAUACUACUUCUUCCACCUGCCCCUCCCUCAUCGUUUCCAAGCACCAGGAUACUCACACUAUCUCCCCCACAUCCCACACUCCACAGUCGACUGACAUCAUCUCAAUUACUCAUUCCCAUAAGCGUUGA
Molecule: messenger RNA, 201 nt
Organism: Botrytis fragariae
Lineage: Eukaryota; Fungi; Ascomycota; Leotiomycetes; Helotiales; Sclerotiniaceae
Exons: 2
Coding region: 1-201 (66 amino acids)
Source: RefSeq, a predicted model, not a curated record